AUUAUUCAUCUCUCGGGGAGAGAGAGUGAGCAGCUCAGGUGGUUCAGGUUGCAGUCCGUCCAUCCGUGUCCGUCACUGUGGUCAGGACGCGCUGUGGGAACAUGAGGGCGAAGGAAAACGACAUGGCCAGUAAAGACUGUGUGAAAGUGGCUGUUCGAGUCCGGCCGUUCAAUAAGAGGGAGAAGGAUGCAGGCAGUCGCUGUGUCGUCUCCAUGAGCAACAACAUCAUCACCAUCCAGGAUCCUCGCAACCAGCAGAACCGCAGAACCUUCACCUUCGACCACGCCUUCUGGUCCCACAAUGGCUUCGUCCGCAACGGCCGCGGCCUGUUCGUACCGGAGGAGGAGGGAGGACGCUACGCAGAUCAGGUGAGUGUGUUCGAGGGUCUCGGUCAGGGGGUCCUGGAGAACGCUCUGCAGGGCUACAACGCCACGCUGUUGGCCUACGGUCAGACCGGCUCAGGGAAGAGUUACUCCAUGCUGGGUUACGGACCCAACAAAGGCCUCGUCCCCACACUCUGCGACAGACUGUUCCAGUUCAUCAGGACCAACCAGGACAGCCGCCAGUGCCAGGUUUUCUUCAGCAUGCUGGAGAUCUAUAAUGAACAGGUGAUCGACCUGCUGUCCAGAGGUAGCCGUUCUCCUGGGGGUCUGCGAGUGAGGGAGGAUCAGCAGAGGGGCUUUUACGUGGAGGGUCUGAGGAGGAUCCCAAGUGACAGCGCCGCUCAGGUGGAGCAGCUGAUGGAGCAGGGAACCCGAACCAGAACCACCGCAGCCACUCACAUGAACUCCAACAGCAGCCGCUCACACAUGCUCAUCAUCCUGCAGCUCAAACAGAUCUUCUCUAAAGAGUGCAUCACCAAACAGUCCAACAUCAACCUCGUAGACCUGGCAGGCAGCGAGAGGCAGCGGUCAUCAGGGUCAGAGGUCGACCGGCUGAAAGAGGGCACGGCUAUUAACCUCAGCCUGACCACCCUGGGCAACGUCAUCAGUGCUCUGGCAGAAGCAGCUUUGGGGAAGAAGGUGGUUCAUAUUCCGUACAGAGACUCCAUCCUCACCAAACUGCUGCAGUCGGCGCUGGGCGGGAACAGCCGCACCGUCAUGAUUGCAACUCUGAGUCCUGCAGAUAUUUGUUAUGAGGAGUCUCUGUCCACGCUGCGCUACGCAGAGCGGGCCAAGCGGAUCCAGAACAGAGCGGUGGUGAACGAGGGCCCCACGGAGCGCCUGGUUAAAGAGCUGAAGGCCGAGAAUGCUAAACUGCUUCUGAGGCUCAGCCGACUGGACCAGGAGGGCCGCCGGACAGAUGAAGAGACCAAAGAACUGCGACGAUUGCUGACCCACAACGAGCUCCAGAUCAGAGCCAUUCAGACCCUGUGGGAGCAACGACUGCAGGAGGCCCUGAAAGACUGGGAGGCUCAAUACACCACCAUAACACAGGAGAGGACGAUGAUGCAGAUGUAUCCAUACAUGCUGAACGUUAACGAGGACGCUCAGCUCUCCGGGGUCAUCAAGCUCUUCAUUCAGGACGGUGAGUGGGACGUUGGUCUGGCAGACAGUUCACCCAGAUCCAUAUCCGUCAGGGGGCUGGGUAUUCAGGAGAAACACGCCGUCUUCUCUAAUCAGCAGCGCAGAGUGACCGUUACCCCACUGUCAGGGUCAAAGGUCACAGUCAACGGAGCGACCAUAUCUCAGAAAACUGAACUGCAUCAUUUAGACCGGCUGAUUCUGGGCUCUAACAGCACCUACCUGUUCAUCGGGUUCCCCUCAGAACGGGCCGGAGAGGACUGGACUCGUUAUGAUUACGAUUAUUUCCAGUCUGAACUGGCCGCUGCUGAGGGCAUCCACCUCCACUCACUCUGUGUGUUUAUUUCUGUCUCUGCAGGGUCCAUCCAGCCUGACCCCAGUCUACUGGCCGUCUUCUACGACUACAUCAGGCUGAUGCCCAUGGUGACCGAGGCUAAUCAGAUGAGUCAGGAACUAAACAAGGGGGUGGAGUUUAAGCUGGAGAUUAAGAACCUGGCGAUGUCCGACUCUAAAGGUCACGACCUGGAGAAGGAGAUUGCAGUCAGGGUGACAUGUGUGGAGAGAAAACAGGUGUGGAUGUGGUCCAAAGCGAAGUUCAUUAACCGUAAGUUCCUGAUGGAGGAGAUGUACCAGCAGCAGGCUGGGGGCGUGUCUGGGGGUGUGGUUGUGGGUGGAGCAGACCUGCCCCCCCUCCCCAGAGACAGAGACCCAUUCUGGGACCCCCUGGAGCCUUUGCACCUCGGCAGCGCCCACCUGUGGCUGCAGUCUCUGCCCUUCCGCAUCCACGUGGAGGAGCAGGUGGAGGUGGUGGGACCUGAGGGCUCGGAGGAGGCCAUACUGCAGACCCAGCUGAUCCCCUGCAGCCCCACGGGAUUGCCGUUGGGGGAGGAUGAUAUCCUGAUUGACCCCACAGAGCUGUUGGGAAAACGUCUGGACUUCCAGCUGGUUCUGGAUCAGUGCUGUGGCCUGCGCUGGCUCAAAGAGGCUCGAAACCGUGGCGUCCAGAUUGGGUUUCAGAUGUUCGACUGCCCUCAGCCGCUCUACACACCGGCCGUGUGGCACAAUGUGAACCCGGUUCUGGAGUACAGGGUGCAGUUCACGGCCCUAAAGACGUCCCCCGAGCUGCUGAACUACCUGCAGAGCAGCGCGCUGGUGCUGGAGCUGUGGGGGCUGCAGGAGGGAUGCACUGACUUGGUGUCCAGUCUGGAUGGAGUGAGGACGACUCCGGAGGGCAGCAUCAUCAUCGACAAAGCCAGCACUCCACAAAACACAGUCAGCUCAGAUCUGAGCUCAUCUCUCCACGCUCUGCAUCAGGACCUGGAGCAGCUGAGGGUCACUAACGCAGCGCUGAGGAAGGAGAACAGCGCUCUGAGAGAGCAGCUCAGCGCAUCGGCACGACACGGUGCUGAUGGUGGGCGUGGCCGGCAGGAGAGGAGAGGGAGUCUGAGGACGAGCUGUGAUGCCGAUUUCGCUCGAGCGCUGAAGGUUUUCUAUCACAGCAUGACCUCCGUCAGGGGUCAACUGCAGCGUCUGCGGAGGCACAGACCCAGUGAGGAGGAGGACCUGCUGGGUUUGCGGCUGUUUGUGGACGAACACUCGCGCCUGCUGAAGGAUUUCGGGGAGCAGCUGGAGCAGAGCGUGUCCACGCUGAAGCAGGACGUGGCGGCCAUCGUACGCAGGAAGAGAGAAAAGUCCGGAAUCUGGUCCGAACGCUGA
Messenger RNA from Colossoma macropomum (tambaqui), 3239 nucleotides. It is a transcript of the gene kif28, whose product is annotated as kinesin family member 28. Gene Ontology annotation, biological process: cytoskeleton-dependent intracellular transport; microtubule-based movement. Gene Ontology annotation, cellular component: microtubule; kinesin complex. The record is from RefSeq and is a predicted model, not a curated record. The transcript has 23 exons. Bases 102 to 3239 code for a protein of 1045 amino acids. Gene Ontology annotation, molecular function: microtubule motor activity; ATP hydrolysis activity; ATP binding. Lineage: Eukaryota; Metazoa; Chordata; Actinopteri; Characiformes; Serrasalmidae.